Messenger RNA from Dendrobium catenatum, 2887 nucleotides. Its product is annotated as nitrate regulatory gene2 protein. NCBI's taxonomy places the organism in Eukaryota, Viridiplantae, Streptophyta, Magnoliopsida, Asparagales, Orchidaceae. Bases 520 to 2733 code for a protein of 737 amino acids. The record is from RefSeq and is a predicted model, not a curated record. The transcript is spliced from 5 exons.
UCUGUAUUCUCAUCAUUAUGAAAAUCCACUGUAUUUUUCUCCUUUCAUUUUGGCGCCGCAGGGGGGUUUUAGGUUGCUGAGCUUUCGCUUCUGUCUUCCUUCUCCGUUUUUUGUUUAGGGUUCUCUAACCUAGCCAUCAAUAAAGGCUCAUCUGCUCUGUACGAUUUUCCUCUUCUCUCUCUGCGUGCGGUCUCGAGGUGGGUUGGUGGAGAAGAAGACAAAAUAAACUCCUCGCAAUAACCUCUUCGGCUUCGCAGUUAAAAAAACUUAGCCGCCCCCACUUUUGUGCAAGCAAGUCUCCGUGGCGUUGAGCUUCCUGAGUUGUCAACUUCUCCAUUAAAAUAUUUGGUUUCUUCUUCAAUCGGGUAUCCAUUUCCUGCAUUAGCAAUAAUGCAGCGUUUGGAGGGCGUAUAAUUAAUCAAAUGUAUGUAGAGCAUAAUCACAUGAGUUACCUGAAGCUUCUGUAUUUCUUCUGCUUUGGCUUCGAUUUGAGUCUAAAGAAUUCAUAGGAAGGCUGAGAUGGGAUGUUCAGCUUCUAAGCUGGAUGAUGAGGAAGCAGUUCAGCUCUGCAAAGACCGGAAGAACUUCAUUAAGCAGGUUAUUGAGCACAGAAACAGAUUUGCCUCUGGUCACGUGGCUUACAUUCAGUCGAUGAGGAGAGUUUCGCUAGCUCUUCUACAUUAUGUCGUGGCUGAUGACCUUCAUGGCUUUCUAUCUGAUUCAUAUACCACUCCUCCAUUCACUCCUGUGGAGGGACUGAGCCCUGAAAUCAGAGCUCCUCUUAAGUUCUUCACACCAACAUCAAAUGAAACAGUAAAGAGCACCGUUCGCACUGUAAAUUACUUGAGAUCAGGUGGAAAUCAAUCAGUUGCUGUUGAAGAAUGGCCCGAGCCUCAUCAAACUGUGCAGCUUGAAUCCUACCAUCCAAUGGAAAAUUAUGGUAUGAAUGGUUUCUUUGCAGCACAAUCUUCACCGGUAUAUAGAUCAUCAUUCUUCUCUUCUCCUCACAAUAGAGCAGGCUAUCAAUCAUCAUCUCCUCAAGCUUCUAGGUGGGAUUAUUUUUGGAAUCCUUUCUCCUCAUUGGAUCAGUAUGGUUAUCCCUCAAGAAACAGUUUUGAUAGGAUAGUAAAUGAUGACGAUAUAGCUGGGCUGAGGCAGGUUCGAGAAGCGGAAGGAAUUCCUGAUUUAGAAGAAGAUAUAGAUGAUGAUCAUGAUCGUGAUCAUGACAGAGCGAAUGCAAUAUUUUGGGGGGCUGAAGCAAAGAGAAAGUCUCCAGAGGUUGAAUGUAAGCAUACUGGAGUUCAAGUUGGUGAUGAAAGUCCAGUUUCUGCAAGUGUAGAGGUUCAAAAGCUGCAAGAGGUAAAGGAGUUGAAGUCAAAAGGGAGGUCACAUAGCAUUGAAGCAUCAGAAGAUCAAAAUACAGAAAAUACAGUAGAACUUGAGGUCCCAAAUCAGCGUCAGGUGGCAGGAACCAGUAAUGCAGAAGAAACUCCUGGAUUUACUGUUUAUGUAAACAGAAGACCUGCUAGUAUGGCAGAGGUGAUGAAGGAUAUGGAGAAUCAGUUCGUGAGGAUAUGUGAUUGCGCGCAUGAGAUCUCUGUGAUGCUAGAAGCAAGCAGAGCUCAGUACUCUUCAGCUUCGAAUGAACUAGCAGCAGUGAGAAUGCUGAAUCCAAUUGCUUUGUUUCGAUCAACCUCAUCACAUUCAUCGGCUUCCAAGUUCUUUCAUGCUUCAUCUAGUUCAAAAGGGGAUGCUGAUGAGAGCAGUAGUGAUUACUCAGAAGAAUGUUGCAUGUUAUCCGGCAGUCACAAAUCUACCAUAGACAGGCUAUAUGCAUGGGAGAAGAAACUAUAUGAAGAAGUAAAGUCUGGUGAACGUGUGCGAAUAGCUUAUGAGAAGAAAUGCAUGCAACUGAGGAAUCACGACAUCAAUGGGGAUGAACCUUCUGUAGUUGAUAGAACAAGAGCAGCCAUAAGAGACCUUCACACCCGCUUAAAAAUUUCUAUCCAAACAGUUGAAUCAAUUUCCAAAAGAAUUGAAGUGUUGAGAGAUGGAGAAUUGCAUCCUCAGCUUCUGGAGAUGAUACAAGGGUUACGCCGUAUGUGGAAAACAAUGGCGGACUGCCACCUGAUCCAAAAACGCACCAUUGACGAAGCCAAGCUUCUCCUCUUCUCCAACAACGCCACCGCCGCCGCCGCCGCUACUCCACCAAAACCACCGCGCCCCGCAGCCAAUUUGGCCGCCGAACUGCGAAACUGGCGGUCUUCCUUCGCCAACUGGAUCGACGCCCAGCGCUCCUACACUCGAGCACUCGCCGGCUGGGCCUCGCGCUGCGCCCCGGCCGAUGCCGGCGAAACUUCCGGAAGCCGAAAAGCCCUUUCCCCCAUCUCCCCACUUCGCGUCGGAGGCGAAGGGGACGCGGCAUGCCCGGAGGUGGUGCGGGUGUGCGUGCGGUGGUCGCGGUUGGUGGAGUCGGUGAGUGAGGAGAUGGCAGUGGAUGGGAUGGAUUUUUUUGCGGCGGGAAUGGCGUCGGUGAGCGCGCAGCAGAGGGAGGCGGAGGAGGGGGCUUUGGCGGCGGCGUCGGCGGUGGAAGAGGUGGGGCCGAGGGUGCUAUGUGCGGGAUUGUCGGUGGCGGUGGGGUCGUUGGCGGAGUUGGCGGUGGUAUCGGCGGAGGGGUAUGAUGCGGUGGUGAGGAGGAUUGGAGGGGAAGGGAGAGGGGUGGCGGAUGCUUGAAUCCGUUGCCAGUGGUAGGAUUGUAAAUUAUGGAGAUGUUAGUGGCGUUUACUUAUUUGAUUAUGUAUCGGUGAAUUUGGGUGUUAUAUAUACAUUUAUACGGAGUCAUAAGACUCAUAACGGCUAGAAUUUGGGGAGUCAGUGUCAUUAUUCA